Molecule: messenger RNA, 2858 nt
Organism: Contarinia nasturtii (swede midge)
Lineage: Eukaryota; Metazoa; Arthropoda; Insecta; Diptera; Cecidomyiidae
Gene: Atac3
Product: GA-binding protein subunit beta-1
Exons: 7
Coding region: 531-1988 (485 amino acids)
Biological process (GO): positive regulation of transcription by RNA polymerase II
Cellular component (GO): nucleus
Molecular function (GO): protein binding; transcription cis-regulatory region binding
Source: RefSeq, a predicted model, not a curated record
AAUAGUGUAUCUAUGAAAGCCUCUAUCAUUUUAAUACCCAUAUCCUUAUCCUGUUUCGACUAUUCCUUCAUUUAUGUCAAACAUUGAUUGAAUUGUUUUGUAAACAACGCCAAAAAAAACGCUCUCAUUGUUCAACAAUAUUUAUUUUUAUACAUUGCAAUUUCAACGAUAUUCAGAAAAAAAACGCAACUUCAACAAAGUGCAGAUGCUAAUUGAAUUAGUAUUGUGUGUACGCAAAAUAAUAUUGACAACUAAAAGUCCCAAAGGAUAUUAGUAUUCAGUGAUUUUAUUCAGUGUUGCAUCGCAGCAAAUAAAAACGAACGUAACGAAAGUGCCCAGAUUAAAUAAAUGACAACCAUUUUAAAUAAAAAAGCAAUGAAAACCAACAAAAUUUCAAAACAAUACCAGGCGACGAUAUUUAGCGCAAAACUCAUGAUUUAUGGACCAGUGACGCAUUGUAAACAGACAAUUUCAUUGGAACGAUAGUGACGGAUUGGAUUGUGUAACAAAUUUGUGAAUUAUCAUCGCAAAUGAUGGAAAUCGGAAAAGUGAUUCAAGUUUUGAGUCAGCCCAAGACUCCAGCAAUAUCAAUUAUGGAUUUGGGCAAACAGCUGUUGGAGAGUGCAAAAGAAGGGCACACGACUAAAGUGCACGAUCUUAUGUGUCGUGGUGCGCCCUUCACGACCGACUGGCUGGGCAAAUCAGCACUUCAUAUGGCUGCUGAAAAUAAUCACUAUGAUACCUGCGAAGUAUUACUUCGGGCUGGUAUUAGCCGAGACUCACGAACCAAAGUCGAACGAACACCAUUACAUCUGGCCGUCUGCAAUGGUCACGAAAAAAUUGUCAAAUUAUUGCUGAGUCAUAAAUGUGAUGUGAACGCUAGAGAUAUGUUGAAGAUGACACCAUUACAUUGGGCGGUCGAAGAGGAUUAUCCAUAUCUUGUGAAAUUGCUGCUAAAACACGGUGCCGAUCCAUAUUGCGAAUCGAAAAAUGGAGAGACGCCCAUGUCAUUAGCCGAACAAUUAAGAUUCGAUGACUUGGCUCGAAUGAUGAGUACAUACAAAAUUCAGGCGGCUGUCAGUAUGGAAGAACAGCAAGAAGCCACCGACAGCAUCAUGCAGGAAAUAGAGAGAGACAGUUUAAGCUCGUUUAAACAUAGUGAUGCGGAUAUAAGUCAAGAUUCGACAUCAUGUGAGGAUAGUUCAUCAGCGAUCAUCAAUUUGCAGGCCAAUUUAAAUAGUUCCAAUCAACAAUCGAACUCGUCUACGCUACAACUGUUACAAGAGGAUUUAGCUGUUGAUGAUACAAAUAAUUUUCUACAGUCAGCCGUUGCAUGCGGUCGACAAAUUAUUGUCACCGAAUUUGGAAAACAAAUGAUACUUAAAGUACAAAACUCAAAUUCAACAACUAAUACAACUCAGACGGUGUCAUCAAAUUCAGUGCAGGUCAAAAAUGGCGAUGUAAAACAAAAGCCGGUUGGAAUUAUCAUGGCAAAUUCAUCAACACCAAAAGUGCUAACGAAACCGAAUAUCGUGAAACGGAUCACCACCGAAGAAUUAAACAAAUUGUGUGGCGAAGGUAAAGUGAUCAAAACUGUUUGUAAUCCACAAACACUGACGAAUGGCACGAUUCGAUUUCCAAAAUAUCGAUUGAUGCAAAAAGUAGGGAAUAAUGAUAGUUCGAAUUUACAAACAGUGAAAGUGAUCAAUAAGUCAUCAAUUUCGAAUAGUUCAGUUGGACCGGCGACAAUAACAACAGCAAAGAAGAUGGUGAUAAAAAGUGAACCGCCGCAAUUGACAAAUUUUACAACGACAGCACCGAAACUAAAUAAAACAUCAAAUUCACCGGUGAGGAUUAGUGAGCAAAAAAUGGUACAAAUUCCAAUGACGGAUUAUCUUGAUAUGAUGAAACAAAUGAAGGAGUUGAAAGAGCGUUUGACACGACUUGAAGAGCACUGUGAGGAAACCAUUGGAUUCGUGCCGAUUUAGUUUUUCACAUCUUGAACGAAUGGGCGACCGCACUUGCAUUUUCCCGAAAGACAAUUUCCCGAAAAAACUUUUUCUCGAAAAAAAAUUCCCGAUCAAAGUUUUUUAACUGUGGUUAAGAUUUCUCAUGAACAAAGUCUGAUGAAGUUUUGGUGAAUUUUGCUUAAAAGAAGAGUGAACUUUUAUCCGAAUCCUAAAUCAAAUUGAAUUGAAAAAAAAAAUCGGAAAAAUGUACCGUUCGGGAAAAAAAAAUCGGGAAAUCAACUUUCGGGAAAUCGUAUUUUCGGGAAUCAUUUUCCGUCGCCACUCGCAUGAAAUUUUUAUUGUUUCCCUUUUUGUGGACGGAAGUAGGUUCUGUGAACUUAGUCUGAUCACUUCAUUUAAACAUUUUUUUUAAGCACAUCAUAUUUUAACUUAAUGAUAAAACAAUAUGAUUUCAACACUCAUUAUCAUCACCCAUUUCUGACGCCCACACAAAACACAUGCAUACACACACCGAAUACUCAUUUGAAAUUCACAUACUUUUUGAUUCACAAAUAUUUUGUGAUAAAUAUGUGAAUUAUCAACUCUAUCGCUUCCGAUUGGUGUGAUGUUCAAAAAAUUAAAAAAAGCCCAGAAUCUGUGCAUUUGUUAAUCCAUUUUACACGUUUCAAGGAAAAUCUUUUUCAUUUUAGAUAAAAUAUAGUUGUUAAAGUGUACAUUGUUUAAAUCCAAAAUUAUGUAUUCACAUAAGUCCUGUUUAUGCGAUAAGUAAUAUUGUUUAAUAUGCGAUUUUCUGUAAACAAAAAUAACAUAAAUUAACUUAACUGCGUCGAGCGUUAUAAAAGUUACAAUAUUUUUAUAAAAACAAAUAAAAUUUUAUGCAUGAACAUC